Messenger RNA from Neoarius graeffei (lesser salmon catfish), 4677 nucleotides. RefSeq names its product GH3 domain containing (gene ghdc). Lineage: Eukaryota; Metazoa; Chordata; Actinopteri; Siluriformes; Ariidae. Gene Ontology annotation, cellular component: cytoplasm. The record is from RefSeq and is a predicted model, not a curated record. The coding region runs from base 104 to 1987 and encodes 627 amino acids. The transcript is spliced from 10 exons. Gene Ontology annotation, molecular function: acid-amino acid ligase activity.
UAUACCUAAUGAGCGGAUGUUUUCUCGCCAUAGUGGUAGUGAAUACUCCCGAUGUGGUGUUUUAUUUGGGAUAAGUAAUUGAUCUGAGAGUAAUUCUACAGCCAUGGUGUGUCCGUCGCGCGGUGUUUGGUGCGCUCUUCUCGGCUGUGGUGUAAUGGCGGCGCUGACAGCACGAGCGCUUUUAACCGGAAUGGCACAUGGCCUGUUCCCGGCUCUCUGCGCUGUAGCUCUGAGCAUCGCCGUCGCUCUCAGUGGCUGGUGUGUGACAGGAGACAGGCGCAGUGUGUGCAGCAUCGUGCGUCACUACCUGUCUGUGAGGUAUGUUACUCGAGCGGGGAGACAACAGAGAGACACGCUGGAGAGAGACACACUGAGUGUACGGAGAGUGCAGGAGGAGACGCUUCUCAGACAGCUGAGAGACAUGAAAAACACACACUACGGAUGCGAAUAUCACUUCGGUUCUAUCACAGACACCGUGGAUUUCCGAAAGCGUCACCCCAUCACUACAUACGAUCAUUAUGAGAAGCUCGUACAGCAGGUCGCUUCCGGAGAGGAAAAGGUCGUCGUCAUGGAGACACCCACCCUAACAAUGACCUCAGGGUCAUCAGGAUGCUGCAAGAUGCUCCUGAACACCAAAAAAACCAACAGUGACUACUUCUUACAGGGCUUGUCGGUGUGUGUAGACGUCAUGAGGAAAUGUUUCCCGGGUACGAUGAGUCUCCAGACGACCUUCAGAGUGUGUUACCCAUCAGCUGAACGUUACUCUGAGGCAGGACUGAAGAUUGUAGCGGCACCGUUUUCCUCUGAAGACACACACCACCUCUGCACAAGUCCUGCAGCCAUCUUGCAGGUGCAGAAUGAGCACGAUGCCUUGUACCUUCAGCUGCUCUUCGCCCUAAAGGAUCGUCAUGUUGGCGUCCUGGAGUCCAGGUUCUCCUGCAUAGUGUUGGACACAUUCAGACUCCUGGAGAAGCACUGGGAGGAGCUGGCUGAUGAUGUGGAAUCGGGUCGGAUCAGCUCCAGGCUUCAUUUGGAUGCUCGGCUCAGGUUGGCGCUGGAAAAGCGCAUGAAGCCGGAUCCUGUUCGAGGAGCAGAACUCAGGACUGCCAUCACUGAGGGCUUCGAAGGCAUUGCUCUCAGACUGUGGCCUCAUUUACAUCUGAUUCACAGCACUGACUCGGGGCCGCAUCAGAUUUAUGGAGAUGGUCUCAGACAACAUUACUGCAGGGGCGUGCCCUUCUAUUCUCCGCUUUACGCUGCCUCAGAAGGUCUGAUUGGAGUGAAUUUGUGGCCGCUCCAAGACAGGAGACAUUACCUGCUCUGUCCUCGCUCUAUGUUCUUCGAAUUUCUACCAGAGGAACAUCUAGACACACAGCACACACUCAACACACUCAGUACGCUGCUCAUGGAUGAGGUGGAGGAGGGGAAAAACUACGAGUUGAUCAUCACCAAUGCCUCAGGACUGUUCAGGUAUCGCCUUGGAGACGUCGUAAAAGUGGUGGGGUUUCACAACCGGUGUCCGGUGGUGGAGUUUCUUUACAGACCAAGCGAGACGCUAAAUGUUCGAGGUGAAAAAGUGAACGAGGCCUUGUUUUUAGCCGCUCUAAAGAAAGCAGUGGCGCAGUGGCCCGGCGCAAAACUGAUGGAUUACUGCUGUGCUGAGAGUGGAAUUCUGGGAGACUCAUCAGGAGGAGCUCAGCCUCAUUACCAAGUGUUCCUGGAGCUAAGAGGAGUCAGGAACCUCACCGAGGAACAGCGCUAUAAGCUGGACGUGUGUCUGCAGGCCGACUGCGCCAUCUACAGGUCGUUCCGGAUCAAAGGGAGCAUUGGACCAAUGAGAGUGCAACUCGUUAAUGAGGGGGCGUUCCUGGAGCUGAAGAAACACAUGAUCUCCUUCUGCCACACCUCCCCCAACACGUUUCAGAUGCAGCGUGUCAUUCGCAGGAAAGAAUACGCCGACUUCCUGCUGAGGAAAACUGUUUCCUGAUAAGCAGAGACCGUAUACACAAUCAGAGUUUCUUCAGAUGAGGACUGACACACAAUGUUAACACGUACAAUUCUGUUUUGUGCCGCAAUGCCUUCUGGGUACAUUGUGCUCCUGAAGUCGUCUACAGUGAUGUUGACUGAUGAAACAGGGUAAGAGAACAAGUGUAAGUUCAUUGUGGGCAGAAAUGAGUUAAUAAACAGUUUACAUCAAUGCUCAUAUAUUGACCGCUACAGUGUAAGACCUGAGUAGCCUAGCAACCUGAUGCUACAUGGUUAUAAUCUGACUGAAAAAUGCAUCAGGAAUUUUAUUUAGGAUUGUGAUGAAAGUUAGUGAAAAUGUUACCCACUGAUGAUUAUGGAUUAGCGUUAAAAGGCUGGGAGUGCGAUUCGGUUAAACUAAGAAAUGGUGUCACUUUAGAAGAUUCUUAAAGCUUGGUGUCCUGUCAGUUAUACUGAAUAUACUGUAUAUACACAUCUCAUAGAAACUCAAUGUUUAUACUAGUUUAUCUUAAAUCUCUCGAUGCAUACAACUUUGUAAUGUUUUGGGAAUGCUCAAGAUAAAAGUUUUAUGAUUACUGAAAGCUGAGGUGCUGCAGACACCACAAACGCAUUUUGUAAGCUGAAGAACGUUAACUAGCUAAAUGUGUCUGUUACGGGAUACUCCCUAAUAAGAAUGUGACCUAGAUCUCCAGUUACUUGACUUCAACUUUACUUGAUUUGAGCUUGAUAGGUUUGCUAAGAUGAUGGCAUGUUUGCAAGCUAGCAAGCUAAGCCUGUUAGAUUCUUAGUUGGUUCACUGAUGCGAUAGUUAGCGACUUAGCUGGGAUGAAAUGAGUGUCGCAAAGACGGAGCUCCUCGGACCAAAUAUUGUUCCUGAUAAUUGUCAGUAAUCAAUCACGUCUUAAUCAAGCAUAUGGUAAAAAUGAACCUGAUCACGAACGUAUUUCCAAUCCUGACCCCAACAGCACAAAGUGACAUUUUAGAAAACAAAUUCUGGGUCUAUUCCUAAAUAUUUUCAAAGGGGGGGGAAAUAAAAAUAGGUAAAAGAAAUAAAAUGAAACAACUGACAGAAUAAAAAAAAACAGAUGUGAGAAAGAAACAAGAAAGACAGAAAGAACUGAUCGAGAAGUGUGUGUGACUUGUUUCUCCAGCAGAUGGUGCUGCAGUGCAUCCUUCUACACCCAGGAAGAGGACAACAGAUUAUUAUUAUUAUUAUUAUUAUUAUUAUAUGAACACUUACAUGUGUGUUCAUGGAGGAUAUUUUAGUUUUUUAUUUCUCAGUACAGUUUAUAUCAUAUUUGGGAAACAUCAAAAGCAUGUUUUUUGUGCAGAAAAUAAAGAAGGGAUGAAAGAAGGAGAGAAAGAAAGUAAAAAUGAUAGAGGAUAUAAUGGAGAAGGCAAGAGAAAUAACAACAAAAGGAUGGAUGGAUGGAUGGAUGGAUGGAAGAAAGACAAAAAAGGUAAAGGAGUGAGACAAAGAAAGAAAUGGAGAGAAAAGGAAAAAAGUAAAUGAAAAUACAAACCUAAAAGAAAGAUACAAGAUGAGAAAGAAGAAGAAGAAAAGGGUCAAAACAAUGGAUGGAAGAAGGAAAUGUGAAGAAAGAAAGAUGAAAAUAGACUAUGUGCUGAACCCAAAAUUUGUGCUUUUGUGUGACCAGUGUUUGGUAGCUAAAAAAUAUUUUCAAAUACUGUAUAAAAGUAUAUUUUGUUAAUCAUGCGAAACUUGUCAAUUGUGAAACUUGCACAUAUAAUAGAAAAAUGAAAAAAAGUGGAUGAAAAUUUAUUUCGUGAGAUAUAUUAUCCAAUCAAAACACACGUCUUAUCACAAUUGUGCUGCUUUCUACAUCCAAUCACAUGUCUCCUCACAUUUGCCCUGCUCCCAGCACAGCACAGCAAUGUUGUCUGUGUCAUCAGAAGCAGAUAAUUCUCAAGGAAAUUUUUCUGCAUUUUGUUGCAUGCACACGACAAAUUCACAUGGUGAAGUUCUUCCUUUUAGUGAAAAGAGUUUCAAAAAAUUCAGAGUCCACCGCAUUGAGGAAAGAGUUGGAAGAAAGACUGAAAUAGUUGUGUGUGUAUAAGAUGCAAUGCAGAAGCUGGGCAAGGCAAUGACUGCAGAAAUGUAGCUUCUGCAGACUAUGAUGCAGGUGUCUUUUGGAAAAGAGUCGGAUAUUGAAGAUGAGAUUUUGGUCUUUAAGAAUCCACUGAUGUUCGCGAAAGAGAUGUAAACUAAACAGCUUUUAGUACAGCGCAGUCUAACGUGGGUCUUAUUGUAGAACCUUGCGUUUUCUCAUUUUGUUUUGAAGAAGAGGGCAUAUUGUAAAUUGACUCUUUAGAAAGAAAAAUGAGAUACCACAGUGAGGUUUUUUUUUAUUCAUCGCAUUUUUCAUACUUCAAUCAGUUUAUCUACUUUUUAUAGUCAAAAAUCUAAACAGCUUUUAACUUGUAUGUCAUAAGACCAAGUGUAAUUUGAUGUUUUUCCCUUUUUAAACCACAAUAUUAUCCUUGUUUUCUCAGUCCCAAAGUUCUAUUUCUUGUAUUUGCAACCAUGAUAACAUUUCAACAAUGAAACAAACUCAUUCCAGGAUCUUGUUUAAGCUUCUGUAUGUAGUGUCUUGCAAAAGUAUUCAUCCCCCAUUGGUGUUUGUCCUGUUUUGUUGCAUUACAAGCUGGAAUUAAAAUGGAUUUUUGGAA